Messenger RNA from Diachasma alloeum, 3548 nucleotides. RefSeq names its product ras-like protein 2 (gene Ras64B). Gene Ontology annotation, biological process: signal transduction. Lineage: Eukaryota; Metazoa; Arthropoda; Insecta; Hymenoptera; Braconidae. Gene Ontology annotation, cellular component: plasma membrane. Gene Ontology annotation, molecular function: GTPase activity; GDP binding; GTP binding. The record is from RefSeq and is a predicted model, not a curated record. The transcript is spliced from 5 exons. The coding region runs from base 422 to 1021 and encodes 199 amino acids.
GGCAUCUUUCGGUCUUUUCGGUCUUGCUAUGAAGCACACAGAUGGCAUCGCUGAAACUGUAACGUUUAUCAUUAUAAUAAUCAUUUUUUGAUUCUCUUUCAUCGUCGUAUAUAUAUUCGGUUGAAGUCGGCUUGGCCGUCGGUUGAUGCUGUGAAAUCAGAAGGAGGAGUUCAAGGCGGAAAGAAAAAAAAGGGAGGAAUAAAAGAAAGGGAGCAAUAAAGCUCACAACACUACGCUGAAUGAACUAAAAAGUGACAUUUGUGGAUUUUGUAUCUGUGUCUGAGUCAAGGACUUUCCGAAACUGACCAGCACAGUAGGACUGAAAAGUUGCCAGAAGUUUGAAAAUUAUUCUGUGAAAAGUGUCUCGAGUGGUGAGAAUAAGUGAUUCAUUGUUAAUUGAUAUUGACUGAGGAUUAAAAAUAUGUCUCGGCCCAGUGACAGGCAGAGUUAUGCACAGACAUACAAAUUAGUUGUUGUGGGCGGAGGGGGUGUUGGAAAAUCUGCCAUUACCAUACAGUUCAUUCAGAGCUAUUUCGUUACGGAUUAUGAUCCCACAAUCGAGGAUUCGUACACGAAGCAGUGUGUCAUUGACGAAGUGCCAGCAAAGCUUGAUAUUUUAGAUACUGCAGGCCAGGAAGAAUUCAGUGCCAUGCGUGAACAGUACAUGAGAAGUGGAGAAGGUUUCUUGCUGGUUUUUUCAGUCACAGAUCACUCUUCCUUUGACGAAAUAAUGAAAUUUCACAAACAGAUUCUCAGGGUCAAAGACCGUGACGAAUUUCCCAUGUUGAUGGUGGGAAAUAAAUGUGAUCUUGACCACCAAAGAUCCGUGGCAGUUGAUGAGGCACAAAACUUGGCUCGAGUUUUGAAGAUUCCGUACAUUGAAUGUAGCGCCAAAUUACGCAUGAAUGUCGAUCAAGCUUUCCACGAGCUUGUGAGAAUUGUUCGGAAAUUUCAGUUGUCGGAGAGACCGCCAUUGAAGCCAAAUUACAAGAAAAAUAAGAAAAAAUGCUGCAUGUUAUAAGUUGACAGCAGGAGAACUGAGAGGAAAAUCAAACUCCGGGUCUGAAUGACUUUCGUAAAAAUAUUCUUCCGAGCCAUUUGCUCCGCGUAAAUGGCCCUUCACGGAACAGCAAUCUUAAUCCUAAUUUUUUAAUUUGAGUUUCUUUUUCAUUACUUUUCUUCUGACUUUAUACUUACGGUUUUUCUAUUAUUGAAAAUUUACCAAAUUUGCGAAAAUAUUUCAUCUGGUGUUGAAGCUCGAUGGAAUAUAUUUUAUAAAAAGCACAAAAUGAUAUUGAUCAUCAUCAAAAUGGAGAGGGUCUUUCCAGUUUUUUGAGUAAAAGAUAUUUUUAUAUAUCAUAUAUUUAUAUAUGAAAAUGUGUGCAAGGAGCCUGAAAAUCAACUGGCGUACCUGCCUAUUUAGUUAUUAUGAAUGAUAAGGAAAUGAGGAAAUUACACUGCCUAAUUGAAAAAUAAUGAAUUUCACAAGAUUUAAUGUUUUAUUAGAAAUUACCAAAUGUGGAGAUUAGCAAAUUAUAGGAAUGUCAACGUAUCAAUAUCUUAAAUUGUCGAUUUUGCAGAGGAAUUAAUGUCGAAGCGUACAAACUAACACAGUUUAAUCAUUACAUUCAAUAUAUAUUUUUUAUAAGUUCAGUUUGGUUAUUUGUUGCAAUGUAUUUGUUAUGAAUUUAACGUUUUACUAAACGGAGGAGUAAUUUACAUGUAGUGAACGAUGAGAACAACAGAUAGUAAUACCCAGUGGUAGAAAAAGUUACGGGCCUACUUAUGUAUUUAACAGUACUCUGUAAAUAGUUAGAUUUACAAAUUUCGAAUCAUUUUUAAGACGAUAUUUAUUGCUACAAAUUUUUACUUGAAGUUUCGUAUGAAAAAAGACAACAGACUGCGGAAAAUUACGGUAUAUUACUGUAUUUACAUGUACACUGCCGGAAGUCAAUGGAUUUGUGAAUAUAAAUUUUCAGAGUUUGGACAAUAAUAAUAUGAUGAAAUGAAAAAAAUCGAAUAAAUGUACUAAACAAAAAAAUUCAAUCGUUCACACAUCAUUACGAUUGGGAGUAUAUUUUCCGUCCCAAAGUGGUUUAUCAACUUGCUUUUUUUCCAGAAUUUCGAUAUUGUCAUUGGUAACUGACUCGAUAUUUUUGCCGUGUAAAAUUAAAUUGGUCUUCAAAGCACUGAGCGAUUGACCUAGACGUUUUAUUUCUUUCAAUAGUACCGAAAUUUUCUCCAUCCAUUCUUCGUACUCUCUGUGUGUUGCUCCUACAUUAGAAAUAUGUAUCUCAUUUCGGAAAUUGUGUAUCAUUCUAUUAUUUUUAUUCAUUUUCUUUAGCAAAUUUCUGUUAUAAUGCAGAUGAUAUUCCAUAAUUUUUCGUAAAUUACAAAUUCUUUUAUUUUUUGAUUUUAUAAGAUUUUCAAUGUGUGAGAUUUUUGAAUUAAAUGUCUCAAGUUUAUGAACUGAAUAAUCUUUCCUGCUCAUGAGACCAAUUCGAUGAUGAAUUUUGCAAUCCAAUUGCUGCUUAUAAUAACACUGCUCUGCCACCAGCCUCUCAUAAUCAUCCUUGCUCAAAUUUGGCAUCGUUGAUAUAAUUGAAUGCAAAUUGUUUUCAAUUAGUAUCAACUUAUUUCUUAUUUUGAGCUGAAAAAAAUUAAAUUUAUGCAUUCGCAAGCGCUUGAUGGAACAAAGCCGUUAAAAUUUCCUUACGUACGUAGGACAGACGAAAGUGUGAGACUUUAUUUAUUCUUCCUAUUUGUCUUGAUAACAAAUUGUCCAUUUUCCUCAGAGCAAGUAAUUUUGCGUGCGGUGCAAAACAAAUACGAAUUUCUUGUUGCGUCACAAUGAUGGAUUGAACUAGCUCCUCAGCUUUUUUAUUUUCAACCGCUAUUUCCAUGCGUAUAGCCGACAACUCUUCAUUCCACCUCCCUUCACUCGAUAAUGUUUUGAUAUUCUGCUUAUCUAACAAUUUAAGUUUACACAAAUAUUCAUCGAGUGUAGUUGGCUCCUCAUACUUGUCGGAACAUACAUGAAUCAUCUACGGAAAUAAUAAAAGAAAAUUCCUCUUAUAGAAAUGCAAAAAUCAAAUCAAUUUGAAUAUUACUUGCUUCCUCGUAAAGUGCUCGACGAGGUGCUCAUGAAACCAAUUAUUUUUCAUUCUAUUCAUCCCUUUCUCAUUAAUGGUAUUCUCCAAUUGUUCUAGCAUUUCAGAUCUAUUGAAUUUUUCAAGAGUGACUGUGGUACAAGUGGAUUCGUCGGAUUCACUUUGAUCACUCCGAGAAGUUGUGGAAUUCUCGGGCUGAGACAUGAGUUCUUCGUCAGAGUGUGGAGGUGACAGUUAGGUUGACAAGUAUCUUCAAUAACAAAUAUGAGCAACUUGCUUCGAGAAUGUCAUAGCGAUUGGACCAAAGUUUCCAUGGUUUCCACUAUUUCGUCGAUAAGUGUACGAAUGACUCUAUGGCAUUCAGCUAGAAUUAGCGGGAACUGGUUGAAAAUAAAUGAUUUAUCUCAUCGUUUGAUACAAUAAAUUCCGUUUAUUGAA